Molecule: messenger RNA, 737 nt
Organism: Ceraceosorus guamensis
Lineage: Eukaryota; Fungi; Basidiomycota; Exobasidiomycetes; Ceraceosorales; Ceraceosoraceae
Exons: 3
Coding region: 157-645 (162 amino acids)
Source: RefSeq, a predicted model, not a curated record
UCAGCACCUACUGUAGCCAGAAAGUGCAGGCAGGCGCCCUCGCCGCGCAUCGCUUUGUGCUCGAACAACGCGUUUCUCGAUCUUUCAUCCCCUGCCCCUUCAACGCUCUCACCAUCCGACCUUCUUCACUGCCACGGCACCGUUUCGCAAGGCGCAAUGUCUGAUGCCGCGUCUUCAGGCUCGCAAGAUGCGACCUCGUCUUCUUUGCGCAGACCCGCUCUGCCCGAUCGAAAUGCCUCCCAGCAUACUGUGAGCGGCAUGAACAAUCAGCUCGGUCAGAUGCUGCGAAGUGCAGCAUUGAUGUAUGAUGGCAGGCAACAAGACAGUGCUGGACAGGAUAGCAGCAGCAGCAGCAGCAGCAGCAGUGAGGAAGACGAAGACGACGAUGGCGAUGCGAAGAACGAAGCGUUGAAAGCGAAUAGAGCUGAGGCGGGAGAAGCAUCGAGAUCGAGCUUGGAAUGGAGCUUGAGAAAGGAAGAGGCUGCACUGGCGGAUGCCAAGGACCGCAAGCAUCGCAAAGCGAUCUUUGAAAAGAUGGACGGGUUGAGACGACGCAAAGCUGCUCCAAAUGAUCGCCACGAUUGGACCGACACGCAUUGCUCAAUCGAUGGGAUGACCUCUACCGACUGGUCGACCUGCUCCUGACCUCACGUGCGGGCACACGCCGCUGUGCCACCUCAGGGCAAUGCACAGCACUUCUUCGGCGGCGGCGGCAACAGCGAAAGCAGUGCGCGCUG